ACCGUCCCUUUUCCGUUUGCCAACUACUUAAAGUGGUGAAUAGAGACAUGGCUGCGUUCAUAGAAGAAAUGUAUUACAACCGAAACCAAUAAUAAUAAUAAUAAUAAUAAUAAUAAUAAUUCGCCAGAGAAUGAAUACUCGCUCUUUUAUAAUAAUAAUAAAAGCAGGUUAACGUAAUCGUGUCUGGGACAUGGCUAGAGUGUAACGUGACAAGAUCAUGUGACGUAGUAUUUCCUUUGACCUUAUUCUGUUUGCAUAAAGAAGGAGUAAAAAUGAGGAAACAAAACUUUGUAUGAUAAGUCUUGGACAAUACAAACACAUUUGUUCUCUGUACAACACAGGACACUAUAAAAAGAAGUGAAGUAUUAUCUUUGAACAGACUCUACAGCCUACAAAGUGACGUCAUUGUAGUAUCUUUGUACACACUCGACAGCCUACACUAAGUGGCGUCAUUGUAGUAUCUUUGUGCACACUAUACAGCCUGCACAGAGUGACCAUAGUGUAAUAAUACUGUGCUCGAGAAAAAGAAAGUGUCUACUCAGUGACAGUAUUCUAUUCUCGUUGUUGUAUUCUGUCUAGUCUUAAACCACUGACGUCCAUGUCAAGAUGUUAGCUUCACACUUCUUUCUGACUCUAACAGUCACAGGGACUGUAAUAAUGAGCUUUGCACCAAAUCAGCAGCACAUGAAGACCUUCAGUUUUUCAGAUGAUGAAAGUGACUCUAAGAACUUCAGUAGAAACGAUGACUUCGAAGAACAAUUUGACAAGGAAGAGAUGUCGGAGCUAGAACAAGAACAUCAAGAGUCCUGGGAGAGUGUCUCUUGGAGUGAUAAUGAAUUUUUAGAGGAUAAUACUCUAGACGAAAAUGAAUUCUACCCAUCAUUGGAUCUGAAUUCUUCCCUAGAGCCUGUCUCUCAAGGACUUAGUCUCCAAAAACAAGGAGCUAAAAUCGAUGUGCUCUGUCCUGUAAGAUUCCAAUCACGUCAUGGCAAGAUAAUGGACUGUGCAAGCUUGGGGUUAACUGCUGUGCCACGCAAGCCACCUCCUGACAUAAUAAAGUUAGAUUUAUUCAACAAUUCAAUAUCUACUUUAGAGAAUGACACUUUCUGUAAUUACAUGAAUUUAACUACGCUUUUCUUGACCAAAAACAAUUUAACUAGUCUUGAAGUUGGUUCUUUCAAUUGUCUAACUCAAUUAAAAUAUCUAUAUAUGAAAUAUAACAAAUUGGUAAUGAAAAAAGGAACAUUUCCUCCCGGAGUAUUCAAGCCUUUAAGAAAUUUAUUGAUCUUGAAAAUCAAUAGAAACACAUUCUCGAAAAUUUGGCGAUAUGAUUUAGAAUAUCCGGACACGGCUUUACAGGAUUUGACCAAAUUAAAGUCUUUAUUUAUGGAUGGGCUCGAUGGGAAAACUUUCGGGGCUGGAUUUGCCAAAAUGAAGUCACUGCGAAAUUUAACUCUUGCUGGUUACUCGGAGGGUUACUGCAAACUUGAGAGAAUAAAAGAAGAUUGCUUUCAAAAUUUGACCCAGAUAACGUUUCUUAACAUCAGUGACUGUUACAUUAUGGGUCGAUCUUUGAAAUAUAAAACUCUAGAGCCUUUGAGAAAUCUGGAAGUACUGGAUUUAACUUACAAUGUGAAUAUAGGUAUUCAAAACCUUACCACCUUAUUAAGUGGCCUACGUAAUUCCAGUCUCAAAAAACUAUUUGUCAGCUCUAUAGUGACUCGUUUCUCCAGAGGAAUUGAAAUAGAUGAAGCACUAGUGAAGUCAUUGCCACGCUCUCUAGAAUAUCUGGUCGCUAAAGAGAAUUGUUUUGAGACUAUCGCUGAAAAUGUGUUUGAUUCACUUCCAGAAAACUUAAGCUACAUCGAUCUGGGGAAUAAUCGACUAUUAUUUGGUAAAUAUUUGAAAAAUCUUUCCAAACUUGGAAACUUAGAAUUUCUUCAAAUGUCUCGAGAUACCUUUUUGUAUGACUUACCAUCGCAAUACCCUUUCCAAGCAAAAUUCCACGUGUUCGAUCACAAUUCGUAUUCCCUUCCACCAAAUAUAGAUUCUAGUGAUCCAUUCAUCUUGAAGCUUCCUCCAAAGUUAACACGUGUUGAAAUGAACACUGCAGGAUUAAUUUAUUUCCUAACAAAUCUUACAGUAGAAGACAAUAAUUCAUUGACAGAACUGUCUAUAGCUAAAAAUUAUUUUCCAAAAGCUAUUGGGCCAAUCUCUGGAUUAAAAAAUCUUCAUUACUUAGAUCUGAGCCAUUGUUCUUUGGCAGUCAUUAGCACAACAUUUUUUCAAUAUUUCCCGUCUUUGAACACGCUCAAACUAUCUUACAAUAACCUGAAAAACUUAUUGAUGCAAGCCAAUAGUAAUGCAAAAAUUUUUAGAAAUCUGACAAAACUGAAAUAUUUAGAUCUUUCUUAUAAUAGAUUGACCAAUCUGUCUGUUGAUAUCUUUAAGGAUUUGAGCAAUUUAGAAAAAUUGCAUCUGGAAAGUAACCAGCUGUCCGAGUUUAAUCUGAACAUCUCACACAUGACCAAACUCAAAGUUCUCAAUCUCAACGACUCUCAGCUCCCAACCCUGCCAAUCAAUGUUAGACAACACAUUGAUUACUUAAAGAACGUAUUAAAAAUUGAUAUUUUUGUAGAUAUGUCUAUAAACCCCAUUCACUGCGACUGUCAGAAUCUGGAUUUCCUACAGUGGAUGGUCAAUUCAAAGGCAUUCGACCACCACUUCCGUCGCUACAGAUGUGAGUAUCCUGACCUGUCCAGUAAGACAAUUGAAGAUGGCUACGCCGAAACUAUUCAAAUUCUGGAAAGAAAGUGUGCAGAAAAUUACCCCAUCUUUUUAGUUGUUUUAGGUGCAACACUUGCUUUGGUUGUUAUGGUAACCGUUGGUAUUGCUUACAGGUUUCGCUGGAAGAUACGCUACUUGUACUACGCAGCAUACUUAAAAUUGAAAAAAACUGACCAGUCAGAUGACCAGCAUUCAAUGUAUAAGUAUGACGUAUUUCUGUCGUAUUCACACAGUGAUGAGCCGUUUGUUUUAAAGGAGCUUAUGCCAGAACUACAGUCACGUGGUUUGAAAAUACACGUUCAUGGCCGUGACUUCGCAGUAGGAGAAUACAUCGCAUCCAACAUUGCAGCGGCUGUCAUUAAUAGCAGAAAGACUUUAGCUAUCCUGACUCGGGGCUUGUUGUCUAGCCACUGGUGCAACUAUGAACUACAGAUGGCCAACAAUGAAUCAAUCGAUACAGGAAGACCUGUCUUGGUAUUUCUAAUCAAAGACCCACUCUCCAUCGAUGAACUAGGACGAGAGUUGCUGAACCACAUCCGCUGUAACACCUACACUAGCUACCCUAGCAACGAACAAGCCAGGAGCCAGAGCUACAUGCAAAUGUUCUGGGACAAACUGGCACAUGACCUGAAGCAGUAACAAGAAAUGAGAGAUCAAGAUACAUUUCGUCCUUGUUAUUUUCUUACCAUAGACACUUUGGUUCCUCACUUCCUACUUAUCUUACGGAACGGAAGUGGGAACGAAAUCUGACAAAAUAAACCUAUACAAGAUAUGUUGAGAAAUAAGCCCUAAAUAAAAUUACAUUUCUCUGAAGAUUGCAGUUAUUGUUAAAAAACUAACAUUUUUUAAAACACUUUUUUAUACAACUUAUUUUGCUUUUAAUAACUAAUGAAUGUUACUUUAAAAAACUAAUGGAACAAUUUUUACCACGCCCCAUCCCCCUCCACGGUUAAGUUAAUGUAUAAAUCUUCUAGACUUAAUACUAUUCUAAUGAUAGGUUUAUAAAUCUAGUGAUACUGAAAAUUCACAAUAAAUUAUCUUUCUUUGUUAAUAUAUUGUAAACAUAACCUCCCUUACAUUUAUGAAUUGCAUAAUUAAUUUAUAAACUAAACGGUUUGGUUUUAGAAAACAAAAAGUAACCUUUGCACAUAAACUUUGCAAGCUACAGCGCAUGGUGAAAGAAUAUUUUUCAUUUCUCUUCUAGUUUUUGAGAUCUGAGUGUGAGGGUAUGACACAGACAUUUUGCACGAACCCAAUAACUACUAUUUCCAUUAAGAUGGGGCUAAAAUAAAAAUAAAAAAACUGUUGUCCCUAUUUUAUUCUCCCUUUUUACAAUACCUCUAUUUAACUCGUAACUUCGUGGAAACUUCUGGGUGGGAAAAACCUUCUGGGUGGACAGGAAUCUAGAAAAUGGCUCUAACGAUUUUUCUAGAAAUUGGAUAGUUGCUGUAUAUGGUUGUGAGAAGAAUGACUAGCUCAGAUCAUUUUUCAAAGUAACAAAAAAUUAAUUUAGCUAGAGGACGAGAAAGUCUAUAUCUUGAACGAAAUAUAUAAAUGAAAAAAAAAAACACCGACAAAACUUUUUAUAGAAGGAACCGCUAAAUCCUAACCCUAUCUUUUAUUACUUCAAGGUUUACAUCUUUUUUUUUUCUAUAGAAAACAAAAUUAAUGAAUUAUAAUUAAUUUGUACAUUUUUUUAAUGAUUCGUGUAUUUUCAUCGACUAUAAAUAAUUGUGCAAAAUGUCAACUUGAUCUGACAAUGGCAAGUGGGAGAAACAACGUGUCCAAGAUUUGUACCCGACAGAAGGAGUGAGUUCAUCUAACCUUAUUGAGAAGUUGAAUGGAGCUGUUUUUAUUCAGCUGAAGAAGAGUUUCUGAUGAAACCACAAGGUGGUCCGACGUAAUUCAGGGGAGAGACGUGAGAGUGGAUGUAUGUGCUUUAAACAGUGCUUAUUAUUUUGUUUAAUGAGUUAUAUUUUGUUUAGAUAUUUCAUUUUGUUAUUUCUAGAUAUGUAUCUCAUUUCAAUUUCAAUCAUUGUAUAUUUAUAAAUAAAUAUGAAAGUUUA
Molecule: messenger RNA, 4853 nt
Organism: Biomphalaria glabrata
Lineage: Eukaryota; Metazoa; Mollusca; Gastropoda; Planorbidae
Product: toll-like receptor 4
Exons: 5
Coding region: 607-3426 (939 amino acids)
Biological process (GO): inflammatory response; toll-like receptor signaling pathway; immune response
Cellular component (GO): membrane
Molecular function (GO): protein binding; transmembrane signaling receptor activity
Source: RefSeq, a predicted model, not a curated record